Molecule: messenger RNA, 860 nt
Organism: Linderina pennispora
Lineage: Eukaryota; Fungi; Kickxellomycota; Kickxellomycetes; Kickxellales; Kickxellaceae
Exons: 1
Coding region: 86-784 (232 amino acids)
Source: RefSeq, a predicted model, not a curated record
CAGGCAUUCCCAUCUGUACAACUUACCCACGGCAAGCACUCAUCAACAAGCACAAGAACUCUGCUAACUCUUAUCUUCACCUACCAUGCGCGUUUCCUUUACCCUUGCAUUUACCAUCUUAGCGACGCUGGCCGCCGCUGCCCCUAUCGACAUCGAACCCAACCCCAGCGAUGUGGAAGUGGCCUCUGAAGUUACUAGCACUGCGCCUACUGCCACAUCCGACAACAGCGCACCUUCCCUGACGACGGCAACUGACGCAGCUCCAACUCCCACUGGCUCGGACUCUGAUUCUAAUGCUCCUGUAGCUGGCGACUCCGCCGACUCCCCUAUCGAUGAGCUUUUUGAGGGAGCCAGGGCGGUUGGAUCCGUCGAUGGGGUUGAUGAUGCUAUCAAACAGCGUGAGGAUGACCCUGGCAAGACAUUCAAGCCUAUGCCCAACAUCAUCAGUUUGCCCCCGAACGCUGUCGAGGCAAUUAUCGGAAAGCUGCUAUCCAAUGCGAUCAACAAGAGCCAGUCCUCUUUCGCCAGGCGUAAUGUGGCCGACGAUGAUGAAGACAGUGAUCUUAGAUACACACUGGCUGAGUCUCUGUAUAACCACGCGAACCAGCGUGGCGGGAAGGUCUCCAAAUGGGGCAAGGAGCUUGGUCCGGACCUGACCAUCGAGCUUAUCGAUACAGGCCUUCAGACAGGAAUCAAUGCGGCUGUUGACGCUCAUAACCAGGCCGCUGCUAGCCGACUUGCACGGCGGUCAUACCUCGUCCCCAAGCGCUAUGAGUACUUGUAAAGCGUUGUCACACGUUCUGAAUCCAAAGAUGUGUGCCUUUUGGGCGCCACAUGUGGGACCGCUGUAGAGACAUUCA